AUGGAGUUAUCGGAGGAACACAAACGUGUCAUAAUUUAUUAUGAGUUUUUGUCCACACAAGACCCGAACGAAAUUUAUCGUCGGAUGGUGGACAGGUUGGGCAAUAAUAGCCCUGCUUACAGUACAAUCACCAAAUGGAUCCGACAUUUCAAACUCGGUGUACGGUCACUCAAAGAUGGCGAAAGAAAAGGUCCGGAAGUUACUAUAUCGACCCCUGAAAAUGCGGCCGCUGUCGAAAAGAUAAUAAGAGCAGAUCCAUGGAUCACAUACCGUGAGUUAGAGGAAAAAUCAGGCAUUCAUCGCACAACACUUCAAAAAAUAUGCACUGAUUUGAUUGGCGUACGGAAGCGUUUAUGUCGGUUUGUUCCUCACUUUCUAUCAGAUGAACAAAAACAACAACGUGUGAACAUUUGCCGAGAAAAUCUAAAGAUGUGGAAGAAUAAGGGACAUGUUUUAAUUGAUAAGAUCACUACAGGUGAUGAAACAUAUGUUCACUAUUAUGAGUAUGAUAUGAGUAUGAAAACAAUGAUAUGA
Molecule: messenger RNA, 534 nt
Organism: Oppia nitens
Lineage: Eukaryota; Metazoa; Arthropoda; Arachnida; Sarcoptiformes; Oppiidae
Exons: 1
Coding region: 1-534 (177 amino acids)
Molecular function (GO): nucleic acid binding
Source: RefSeq, a predicted model, not a curated record